UAUAUUUUAUAAGUCAAAUAUAACGUGUAAGCGUUAGUGCAUUAUAUGUGUGUGAGUGAGUGUCCGCGUUUUUAAAAUCGCGUGCUGAUUCGUAUGCCAAGAAAAAAUAUGCACCAUUCCAAAUCGAAGGAUGGUGACAUCGAAAACGAAGGGACACCCGGUAUAUACACUUUAUCCGUUAUAUCAGACAGUAGAAAUAAUCUCAAUAUUGGGAAUUCAACGACCGUAUUGGUGUCAGAUCAAACUGAAAAAGAAAGAGCUAAAUGGGGAAGUGAAUUAGAAUUUUUAAUGUCAUGCGUAGCUUUUUCCGUUGGCCUUGGUAAUGUUUGGAGGUUUCCAUAUACGGCAUACGAAAAUGGUGGCGGGGCUUUCCUGAUACCUUAUAUAAUAGUUUUAUUUAUAAUAGGAAAGCCCAUAUAUUACAUGGAAAUGAUUUUGGGACAAUUUAGUAGCCGUUCUUGUAUCGAUAUAUGGUCAAUAUCACCGGCAUUCAAAGGUAUCGGUUAUGGUGUUACAAUGGCAGUAUUUGCAGUAGUCACUUAUUAUUCAGCUCUUAUGGCAUUGAUAGUGUAUUACAUGAUAGCAAGUUUUCAAUCUGUACUUCCAUGGUCAUAUUGUUGGGAUGAUUGGGGUGAUAUUUGUUUCAAUAGUACCUUGACGUCGAAUCAUACCAACAACGGCAAUAAAAGCAGCUCGGCUGAAUUAUAUUUUAGGAAAGUAGUUCUUAAUGAAACCAACAUCGACAAUGGAUUAGGGUUGCCAUCUUGGAAAUUAGUACUAUCUUUGUUAGCAAGUUGGGCAUUCGUUUAUGGUGUGAUUUCGAAAGGUGUUAAAAGUACUGGAAAGUUCUCUUACUUUUUAGCUUUAUUCCCAUAUAUUAUUAUGAUUUGUCUAUUAAUAAGAGGCGUAACCUUAAACGGUGCCAUCAAUGGGAUAAUAUUUUUAUUCAAACCAACAUGGAAUAAAAUCUUUGAUCCAUCGGUCUGGUAUGCGGCUGUUACGCAAUCAUUUUUUUCCCUUGGCGUUUGUUUCGGUGCCGUAACCAUGUAUUCAUCUUAUAAUAACUUCGAUCAUAACGUAUCAAGAGAUUGUUUGAUAGUAACAACAAUGGACCUUUGCACCAGUUUAAUUGCUGGUGCUACAAUAUUUGGUAUACUAGGAAAUUUAGCUUACGAAAUUGGUACCGAUGAUAUCAGUAGUGUUGUAAGAGCUGGAACCGGUCUAGCAUUUAUUUCAUAUCCUGAAGCAUUAGCAAAGUUCACGGCCGCUCAACAACUUUUCUCAGUCUUCUUUUUUCUAAUGCUUUUUGUAUUAGGAAUAGGCACUACCGUUGCAUUCAGUGGUGUUAUCAUCAGUAUCAUUAAGGAUCAAUUUCCUCGUAUCAGUCAAUGGAAGAUAUCUGCUUGUUUUUGUUUCAUUGGUUUCCUUAUCGGCAUUGUUUAUUGUACUCCAGGUGGACAAUAUAUUCUCAACUUGGUUGAUUAUUUUUGCGGAACAUUCAUUUUAGUAAUACUUGCGUCAUUCGAAGUAAUUGCGAUAUCGUGGAUAUAUGGCAUAGAUAAUUUUCUCGAUGACGUUGAAUUUAUGUCCGGUACAAGGCCGUCGUUCUAUUGGAGAUUUUGUUGGGGUGUUUUGACCCCAGUAUCAUUGUUCGUCAUUCUAAUUUAUUUUCUAUGCAGUUAUGCACCAUUGACUUAUAACGACGAGCAUUAUCCUGAUUCCGCAUACGCUGCUGGUUGGAUACUUUUGAUUAUCGGUGCGGCACAACUUCCCAUAUGGAUAAUUAUUUCUAUUUUAAACAAUAAAAAUGCACCAUUGUCUAUCGCAUUUAUAGCGAAGGAAGAUUGGGGUCCAAAAGAUAAGAAAUGUUUUAAAAAAUGGAAAGAUUUUAAAGAAUCCAAAAAAAUACAAAAUAAUUCUAUCAAUGAACGUACAAAAUUAAUUCAAUUAUUGUUCGGGAGGCAAUAAAGUAAAAACAUGUGUUAUUUAUAAGUAAUAAGUUAGGUUUACUUAGAACAAAGAUAUAAAUUGUAGUAUUU
This is a messenger RNA of Polistes canadensis, 2039 nucleotides long. RefSeq names its product sodium-dependent nutrient amino acid transporter 1-like. Gene Ontology annotation, biological process: sodium ion transmembrane transport. The transcript has 10 exons. The record is from RefSeq and is a predicted model, not a curated record. Gene Ontology annotation, cellular component: membrane. NCBI's taxonomy places the organism in Eukaryota, Metazoa, Arthropoda, Insecta, Hymenoptera, Vespidae. Bases 94 to 1968 code for a protein of 624 amino acids. Gene Ontology annotation, molecular function: L-amino acid transmembrane transporter activity.